Messenger RNA from Drosophila erecta, 1889 nucleotides. RefSeq names its product H/ACA ribonucleoprotein complex non-core subunit NAF1. The record is from RefSeq and is a predicted model, not a curated record. Gene Ontology annotation, cellular component: sno(s)RNA-containing ribonucleoprotein complex. Gene Ontology annotation, biological process: box H/ACA snoRNP assembly; pseudouridine synthesis; ribosome biogenesis. Lineage: Eukaryota; Metazoa; Arthropoda; Insecta; Diptera; Drosophilidae. Gene Ontology annotation, molecular function: RNA binding. The coding region runs from base 139 to 1830 and encodes 563 amino acids. The transcript has 2 exons.
CUGUAUGGCUGUGAAUGCUACUUUGCGAAGAAGAAGACAACACGUGCGCGCAUUCAACGUGUGUUAUUCUAGUUGAGUUUGGUUUUCCUUCGAAUUCAGCUAUUGAGGAAUCUUUUAGCAAUUUAAAGUUAAAUAAUAAUGGACAGUGAGCAGCCAACGGCUGUAAAGGCUUCAGCUUCAGUUAUAGAGCCGUCAACCUCCGACACACCUGUUGAACUGGGGAAACAUAGCACCUUGGAAGGAGACUUAUCAUUAGAUAAGGUGCAAACAAUGCCUACAGAAACUACUAAUGCGGAAGCAGAACCAGUAAAAAUGGAACAGCAAGUGGAGAAUGAAUUGGUCAAAGAGUCAACAAAAGCAAUCGCAACCAUAUCAGGCCAGGAACAGGUUGCGAAUUUAGUCCCAAAGGAGGGUGCGGGAAUGGAGUGCGAAAUAUCAUCAGAUCUAGUGCCCCAGGGAAAUGCCUGCAAGAAGCCAGAGCAACCACAAGAAAUGGAUUGUGAAUCGUCUGACCAGUCGGUUGCCUCUGGCGCACCUAGAGUUCAGCCCGCUCCAGAGGUUAAUUCAAGCCCCCAAGCAUGUGGCCUCAGUCUGUUGGCUGCCUACAGCUCUGAUGACUCAGAUAUAGAGGAAGUCACUGCAGUGCAGAAUGGCGACAACGAAGUGAUUGAAGUUCCAGUUUCGGACCCCGCCUCCUCCACCACCGCAUAUCGUCCAGUAGUAACUGUUAGCUCGGACGACGAGAAAUCAAAAAGCAGCAGCAGCAGUGACUCAGACUCCGAUUCUGAAGGAGAAUACCUCACGGUACUUCGCAAGAAGAUUGACAAAAGAAUCAACACCGUAGAUUGCGACGAAGAUGACGAGGACUUCGAGGAAGAUGGGGCCACAGGAGAUCGGUCUCGCCGUCGGCAGCCCCCGAAAGUACGUGGAGAAAUGCUCCUAGAUGACCUUCCACCCAUCCAUCAGCUAGAGAUUACUGUACCCGAAGAUGAAUGCGUUGAACUGGGCAAAGUUCAGUCCAUCGUGGAUCAGCUUGUUUUGGUUUCCGUGCUACCGAAUUCCAUGCUAUUCGAUCUGGACACCGUUUUGUUCUUGGAGAAGGGUCGCAAGGUCCUUGGUGAAGUGUUCGAUGUGUUGGGCCAAGUGUCGGAUCCACUGUACUGCGUUCGAUUCAACAGUAACCAACAGAUCCUUGAUAGGGGCAUCAAAAUUGGCGACGUGGUGUAUUGCGCUCCAAAGACCGAACACACCCAAUUUGUGAUCCUCUCUAAGCUGAUGCAAGUUAAAGGAUCGGAUGCUUCGUGGGAGCACGAUGUAGAACCACCAUCCCGCUAUGUAGAUCACUCGGACGAUGAAGAGGAAAGAGAAGCCAGGGCAGAGCAACGAAAGCGCCGCCAAAGGGAUCGCACCAACUCCACAGAUUCCGUGGACACCGUAACCUCGGUGGCAACAACAGCCACUGAGGCUUCUUCGGUAGCUCCUCCUCGCCAGCGUGGACGUCGUGGCCAACGAGAGAGUUUCCGGCAGAGCCAGCGACCCUCCAUUAACCAAAGCAACCAGAAUCAGCCCCGAGACGAACAGUAUAACUACCAUCCAAGCUAUAAUCCGGGAAGCUGGCACUCCAACUACUACCAGAACUAUCACCAGGCAGCGGCUAACUUUAACAUGUCGCAGCAGCAGCCUGGAAUGCCCUUCCCAGUGCCCAACUAUGGCUAUGGCAUGCCCUAUGCCAUGCCGCCAAUGUACCCCCACAUGUACCCGCCACCACCACCCUUUGCUCCACCUCCUCCGAACAACCAUUCGCGACAGGGUCAACCGCCACCCAGCUAGAGAUACGUAAGACAAUUCAGUGAAUUACUUUUAUUAUUCCAAUAAAAAAUCUUAAUCAA